This is a messenger RNA of Rotaria sordida, 993 nucleotides long. The record is from the annotation of a GenBank genome assembly. Lineage: Eukaryota; Metazoa; Rotifera; Eurotatoria; Philodinida; Philodinidae.
AUGGUCAAGUGGAAAUUAGUAACAUUUGUAUUUAUUUUUCUCAUCAUUUGUACUUAUUUAAGUAGUAUUUUAAAACAACAAUUAGAAUUUUUAACAAAUAAUACAAGACAAAAUGUUAGAGUAAUAUUAGUAUUUAUUCAUAUACAAAAAACAGCUGGUUCCGAAUUUGAACGGUCAGUUGUUCGUCGACUUUAUUUUGGAACAGAGCCAAGUUGUCGAUGUCCAUUAAUAUCGCGUUCUAACCGUACUAAACGUAUAAAUAUUAAAUUAAAAUGUAAUUGUUUAAAAAAUAAUGAACCAUGGCUUAUUAGUCGAUUUAGUGUUGGAUGGUGGUGUGGAGUACAUGCAGAUUGGAUUACUUAUCAUCGAUGUUUACCACCAAAAAUGAAUUUUGAAUAUGGUUUUCACGAACGAAAAUUUAUCUAUGCAACACUUCUUCGUGAACCUGUCGCACGUUUUAUAAGUGAAUAUCUUCAUACACUUCGUGGAGCAACUUGGCUUUCAGAACGAUUAUCAUGUCAAAAAGCUCAACAACUUCGAAAUCAAAGUGCUUGUUGGAAAAAUACAAAUCUAACGGAUUUUAUUUUAUGUCCAUUUAAUUCAGCUAUAAAUCGUCAAACACGUAUGUUAUCAUCAUCAAUAAAUAAUUGUUUAUCACCAUCGUUUACAUAUUCAAAUUUAAUUAAUAUAAAAACAGCUAAAAAAAAUCUUGAAUCAAUGGAAUUUUUUGGUUUAACUGAAUAUCUUUAUUUAAGUCAACGUUUAUUUGAACAAACAACAUAUUGUAAAUUAUAUCGUACAUGUUCUUUUCAAUUAUAUCUUGAACAAAAUUUUCUUAAUAAUCAAACAUAUGAUUAUAUAGGAAAAAAUUUAACAUCUAGUGAUAUAAAUCAUAUAAGACAAAUAAACAAUGAUGAUAUUGAAUUAUAUCAAUUUGCAAGAAAACUAUUUUUUAAAAGAACUUGUCAAAUAUUAGGAAUUGCUUGUCAAUGA